CGAGUCUAACGCCAUCUAGCGGGCAUCACAAGAAGAGGCGGAGUUCCAAGCACGGCCGCGCGGGGGCGCGGCGAUAGCCAUCACUUUACGACCUCAUACGACACGGCACACAAGCCGCUCUCGCGAUUUUUUUGCCUUUUUUUAUAUAGAAUCGCCAACGUUCCAACUUUUGUUAAUUUCAUUUAAUAUAAUUUAAAAAUAAAAACAAUUUGUAAAAUUAAAAUAUGAACAAGUCAUUGAAGAGACCCGUCUGCUGCUCCUGAAAGUAAUUCAGAUUCGCUAACCUCCCAAACAUUGGACCUCCGAGCCGGAAGCUAUCAACCAGCGCCAGGAUCAGCAAGAAACGGUCAGGCCAUCCAUUCUUCACCUUCUCCCUUCAAUCGUCAUUGUGCUAAAACCGUGUCUAUUUUGUAACCUUCCAGUGUCGAGCACAUGCCGCGUGGUGCACACGGCCGCCAUUACGAGUCAACAACGAGUUUCGGGAUUAAACUGUAAGUGCUUUACAUUCUCUCACACACACCAUGACUACUCCUAAAACAUCAGUGACUCCAAGUACUUUAACUCUCGAUAUGAACGAUUCGCGUACCUUGACACAAAGACGUGGCACACUCAAGGGUAAACUCACGUUGUUCGCUAAAUAUGUCGCUACGCUUAAUCAGGCUAAUUUAACGAAUAUCCAAAAAGUUGAGUUACAAUUACGCAUAAAUAAUGCCGCGAGCUAUUAUCAAGAUUUCGAUGUCGUUCAAACUAGAAUCGAGGAGUUAGCAGAUCCGAGUGACCUUCCUAAGCAUUUAGAUUACCGCGAAGAGUUCGAGGGGCAAUAUUAUCAGACAGUGGCCGCAGCGUCCGAAUUAGCUGACGUUGGCAACAGUCUCGUUGUUGCUAACGGCAGCGCCGCUGCCCCUGCCAGCACAGAUUCCGUGGGUUAUAAGGUUAAAUUACCUACAAUAUCACUCCCCACCUUCGACGGUUCGUACGAGCAUUGGUUAGGGUUUAGGGACACGUAUACUUCUCUGAUACACGAUUCUAAGGACCUGGGUGCCAUACAAAAGUUCCAUUACCUGCGCGCAGCCUUAACCGGCACCGCUUUGCAAGUAAUAAAGUCCUUGGAAUUUUCAGCAGAGAACUAUACGACCGCGUGGGAGCUUCUCGAAAACCGUUUCAAUAAUCAUAGGUUACUAACACACAAUUACGUAAAGUCACUUUUUAACACGCAAUCAUUAAAUAAGGAAUCUGCUACACAGAUUAGAAGGCUGAUUGACUCUGUGCUACGUUCCCUUCGUGCCCUAAAGACCCUAGGAGAACCUACGGAUUCCUGGGACACGUUAGUCAUUUAUUUAAUUGUCACGAAACUAGACGCAUCUACGGAACGCGAGUGGGAGGAGCACAAGGGCUCAAUCAACUUUAAUCGGCAAGAUUCUACCUCUCACAUUAAGCUAACUGAUUUGAUUACUUUUUUACAAAAUCGUGCAGAUAUGUUGGAAUCUAUUUCGGCUAAUCAUUCCAAAAAUACGCACUCAAAUUCGCAUGACACUAAAAAGCCAUCAAAUCAGUCACAAUCACACAAUUUAAACGCAACGCAUAGCUAUGCUUCUAGCUCCACAGUUUCACAGUCACACAUAAACAAAUCCAGUUCCAAACGCACUUCGCCUCGCAUUUGUCAAAUGUGCAGCGCUAAUCAUCCGCUUUAUUCGUGUAAUAGUUUCCUUGAUUUAACUGUUCCCGACAAAGUUAAAUUGAUUGAAGAUAAGAAACUAUGUCACAAUUGUCUUCGCGCUGGUCACACAGUUGACAACUGCUUUUUUGGCCCGUGUAGGAUCUGCCAGAAAAAACAUAAUAGCUUGAUACAUAGCUUGAGUAGUGACAGUGACGGUGCAUCAGCUUCGGCUGGCAAUGUAAACAACAAGCCACCGACAAGCGCUGUCCCCGCCACCUCGACUCAUCACACUCUUACACUUAAUUCGCACACACUCUCACCGCCGUUAAAACCGGUAUUAUUAUGUACUGCAAUAGCAGUAGUUGCCGAUAGCAACAAUAAAUUAGAUAGGGCUAGAGUUUUUCUUGAUAAUGGCUCAGAACACAGUUAUGUCGCACAAUCUUUUAUAGAUAAAUUAAAAACGCCUUUAGUACAGUCCACUUACAAUAUUUCAGGGUUAAGUAAAUUAAUCACGCAAACCACACACUCGUGUCAACUUAACCUACAAUCUAUUACAGGUGACUACCAUGCACGCAUCAAUUGCAUGGUACUCCCUGUCUUAACGGAACCGCUGCCGACAGCAGCAAUAAGCGCGCAUUCCAUUCGCAUUCCAGAUAAUAUUCAACUCGCGGACCCUAAUUAUUUCAAAUCGUCAGAUAUUGAUAUAUUGUUAGGCGGUGAUUAUUUCUGGGGCUUGUUAAAUAAGGAUCGUAUUCCUCUCGCAGAAGGGCCUUAUUUACAAGAUACUAAACUUGGUUGGAUCGUCGUGGGUCCGAUUAAUAAUAAACGCAUUAAAUUAAAUAAAACUACUUGUCAUUUCACGCAAACUUUAGACGCACAAUUAAAACAGUUUUGGGAGCUCGAGGAGGUUCCUAAGAUGGGAGACGGACUGACUGACGACGAACGCGCCUGUGAACAGCUGUUCGCUUCGACUACGCAACGCGAUAAAGAUGGUCGUUUUUUGGUACGUUUACCCUUAAAGGAAUCUGCUGAUGCGCUCGGCGAUACCUACGAUAUAGCUAGGAGUAGGUUCUUAUCUUUAGAACGCAAACUCGAGCGUCUCCCGGAGCACAAAAAAAUGUACUGCGAUUUUAUGCGCGAAUACAUUGAGCUAGGGCACAUGUCACUUAUACACACAUACACAAAGCCUUAUUGCUUUCUUGUACACCACUCUGUGUUAAAGGAUAGUCUCACUACACGCUUAAGGGUUGUUUUUAAUGGGUCAAUGCCCACUAGUUCUGGGAAAUCCCUGAACGAUUUGCAAUUAGUCGGGCCGACCAUACAAAACGAUAUUUUUUCUAUAUUGUUACGUUUUCGCGAGCAUAGAUACGUUGCCUGCGCAGACGUAGCAAAAAUGUACAGGCAAGUCCUUAUUCAACCAGACCAACGGAACCUUCAACUAAUUUUGUGGCGAGAGAACCCUUCGGAGCCGCUAAAUAUUUACCAACUUAACACGGUAACUUUUGGUACUUCUUCUGGGGCCUUUCUGGCCAUCCGCUGUCUCAAUCAGCUGGCAAAAGAAUGUGCUGACGAAGCGGUCUCUCGCACUAUACUAGAAGACUGCUACGUAGAUGACCUAAUUACAGGAAAUAAUGAUAAACACGUUUUAAUUGAUAUCUGUGAAAAGGUCACCGACGUACUGCAGUCAGGCUGUUUCCCACUCCGAAAAUGGGUGUUUAACUUUGACGUUUCGCAAUUUUCCUCGUCAAAAAUUACGUCACGUGAAUUGUGUUUAGGCGAUAACUGUCAAAGUAAAACACUCGGCUUAGGAUGGACUAACAACACUGACGAAUUUCAUUACACGGCAAAAAUACAACAGGAUAAUAAUAACGAACCGAUAACAAAGCGCAAAAUAUUAUCAGUCAUUUCACAAAUGUAUGACCCUCUCGGGCUACUUUCGCCAGCCAUAAUCAUUGCAAAAAUUUUACUCCAAAAACUAUGGCUUUGCCGCUUAGAUUGGGACUCGGAAGUGCCUGAGGAUGUCGCAUCAGCCUGGCGUACAUACAUACUCACACAUACACAACACAUACAUAGCCUCCGCAUUCCUCGUUAUGUAAUGAAUGCGUAUGCGCACUGCACACAGUUGCACUUUUUUUGUGAUGCUAGUCAAGCGGCCUAUGGGGCCUGUGCAUAUGUGCGUACGCUUUCGGGAGAUAAUAAUGAGGUCAUUACACUGCAUCUGUUGUGUUCUAAGAGUAAAGUCGCGCCCUUGAAAUCCGUCAGUAUCGCGAAACUUGAAUUGCUAGGCGCGCUGUUAGCCGCUAGGUUGUACUCAAAAAUAAUGAAAUCGCUUAAAGUGAAAUUCGAUUCUGUUUAUUUUUGGUGUGAUAGUACAAUCGUUCUUGGGUGGAUCCGAAUGUCACCCCACACGCUUAAAACGUUUGUUCAAAACAGAGUGUCGGAAAUAAACGAGUUAACCGGGAGCGCGCAGUGGUUACAUAGUGAACACAUACGAUUACUGCAUGCUCCACCUAGUCUUCUGCUUGCUACUAUCAAAGACUGCUGGUGGCCUCUCGGAGGCACUAAUUUAGCAAAGCGUGUGGUACGCACCUGUGUAACCUGCAUCCGCAUGAAGGCGAAAACGUUUGCACCUAUUAUGGGUAACUUACCUUCAUUACGUUUGGAACCUGGGUUCGCCUUUAUGAGCUGCGGGGUAGACUACGCGGGGCCAGUAUAUGUACUUAAUCGUAGGGGUAGGGGAGCUAAACCUCAAAAGGCUUACAUCUGUCUGAUAGUAUGCUUCACGACGCGCGCGGUUUAUCUUGAUUUGGUCACAAGUCUUAGUACCGAAGGAUACCUACUCGCACUUAAACGCUUCAUUUCGCGCCGUGGUAAGCCUAACGUCAUAUAUUCCGACAAUGGCCGUUGCUUUGUAGGGGCAAUGAAAGAACUUUCGUCGUUCCUACAGGGUAACGCGAGUAAUAUCAUUGAGUGCGCCGCUAAUGAUAACAUUAAUUUGCAUUUUAACCCCCCUUAUGCUCCACAUAUGUCAGGUUUGUGUGAGAGAGCUGUACAGUCUUGCAAAUAUCACCUGAAGCGCGUUAUUGGCAACGCGAAUUUAACUUUUGAGGAAUUUAGCACGGUUUUGGCACAGUCCGAAGCCCUACUGAAUUCCAGACCCAUGCAUCCUCUUUCCACAGACCCAAACGACCUUUCCGCAUUAACUCCAGCGCAUUUCCUUAUUGGCCGACCGCUGACAGUGCCGCCCUACAAGGACUUGACGACAGAGACGGGUCGGCUCCCACGCUACAAGAUGCUGGAGAAAAUGCGACAACACUUUUGGCAGCGGUGGUCAAAACAAUAUAUUUCUGAGCUGCAAACCAGAACGAAGUGGCAGACUCACGGCCAGGAUAUCGUUCACAACUCCCUAGUUCUGGUCAAGGAAGAUAAUCUACCACCCCUCAAAUGGCGUUUGGGACGGGUGGUAGCUUUGUUCACAGGAAACGACGGAGUUUCUCGCGUCGCUGACGUAAAAACAGCGAGCGGGGUCAUACGCAGGGCUUUCACUAAGCUUUGCCCUCUCUUGAUGCCGCCAGAGAGUGAAGCUGCGCCAACCCCAUCCACAUCACCACAACCACAUUGAAAGCGGGUGCUUUCAAGGCCGGGGGCAUGUUCGCGAGUCUAACGCCAUCUAGCGGGCAUCACAAGAAGAGGCGGAGUUCCAAGCACGGCCGCGCGGGGGCGCGGCGAUAGCCAUCACUUUACGACCUCAUACGACACGGCACACAAGCCGCUCUCGCGAUUUUUUUGCCUUUUUUUAUAUAGAAUCGCCAACGUUCCAACUUUUGUUAAUUUCAUUUAAUAUAAUUUAAAAAUAAAAACAAUUUGUAAAAUUAAAAUAUGAACAAGUCAUUGAAGAGACCCGUCUGCUGCUCCUGAAAGUAAUUCAGAUUCGCUAACCUCCCAAACAGCU
This is a messenger RNA of Cydia pomonella (codling moth), 5609 nucleotides long. RefSeq lists its product as uncharacterized. The transcript is spliced from 2 exons. Bases 522 to 5279 code for a protein of 1585 amino acids. Gene Ontology annotation, molecular function: nucleic acid binding. The record is from RefSeq and is a predicted model, not a curated record. Gene Ontology annotation, biological process: DNA integration. NCBI's taxonomy places the organism in Eukaryota, Metazoa, Arthropoda, Insecta, Lepidoptera, Tortricidae.